UCUUCAUAUGGAUCUUGAAUAUUAUUUAAAGACGCUCUUUCUCUCUUCUGUGACAGAUCUCUUCAUCAGUUCAAGCUUGUCACACUACUACUUAUAUACUACACGCUUUCUUUGUCUUCAACAUCUCUGUAUCAAACGGUAUAUACCUUCUGUUUGCAACACCUUUGAUAAUGGCCACCUGGUACUGCUGCAAGUGUAGCUUUGGUCCUCACAACAUGGCUCUCCACACAGCUUGCAUUUCAUGCGGACACCCGGCUUGCGAGCAUUGCACAUACGAAGACGCUGAUGCGGAUAUCACUCUCAGAGGAUCUGAGCCUAUUUCUCCUUACCCUUGUGGUCCUAUACCGUCUUCGCCAGAAAUGCCACAGGACGGAGUCCAUCUUUCCAACUCUGAGAUGGCUCUUUCCAUCCCAUCUGCACCCAUGCCGGUUCAAUCAUUAUCUGCCGUGGGACCCAACUUCUCUCGGAUCCAACAUGGCUCAUUCACUCGAGAAUUGUCCACGGCUCUCAUUGGCAGCCCCGGUAUGAGUCGCACCGACGCUCCAGUUGAUGGCUAUCUUUAUAUAUGCUGCCAAUGCGGAGACGGACCGAAGGUUUACGAUGUCCAACCUCGGUGCGUCACUUGCAAUCAUUCCGCCUGCAGUCGCUGCACACACGUCAGAUGAGCCUGGGCUCUUUCUUCGACCGAUAUAUCUGCGAUUAUGAGUAAGUCAAGCCCCAUUAUAAUC
Molecule: messenger RNA, 728 nt
Organism: Paecilomyces variotii
Lineage: Eukaryota; Fungi; Ascomycota; Eurotiomycetes; Eurotiales; Thermoascaceae
Exons: 1
Coding region: 171-665 (164 amino acids)
Source: RefSeq, a predicted model, not a curated record